Molecule: messenger RNA, 2739 nt
Organism: Pipistrellus nathusii (Nathusius's pipistrelle)
Lineage: Eukaryota; Metazoa; Chordata; Mammalia; Chiroptera; Vespertilionidae
Source: the annotation of a GenBank genome assembly
AUGGUUGCUGCGGAGGAGGAGCCCGAGCGCCGGGCGGCGGCUGCAGAGGAUGCUGCAGACGAGGACGCGGACGCGGGUCCAGGAGCAUCCCUUCUCCCGGCUGGGAACCGCCUGAGCUUGGACCUGCACCCCGGGGGCUGCCGCCGGCUGCUGCGCCUGUGUGCCCGGCACGCCCCUCCGCUGCUGUGGGUGGAGUUCCUGCAGCUUAGUGGCCACGAGGACCCCCGGCUGCUGGGGGCCGCCCUGGCUCAGGUGCCGCGGAGCCUGCCGCAGCUCCGCUCCCUGGUCCUCAGAGGUGGGCAACACUGGGAUGCACUGGGCGCCUGCCGGCGGGGCUCUCUGACCACGCUGCCCGCCAGCCUGAGUGGCCUGACCCGCUUGGCCCACCUGGACCUGAGCUUUAACAGCCUGGAGACGCUGCCCGCCUGCAUCCCGCGCCUGGGCCGUCUGGCCGCCCUCCUGCUCUCCCACAACUGCCUCUCCGAGCUGCCCGAGGCCCUGGGGGCCCUCUCCGCCCUCACCUUCCUGUCCGUGACCCACAACUGCCUGCGGGCGCUGCCCGAGGCGCUGGGAGCCCUGUCUGUCCUGCAGCGCCUGGACCUUUCCGAGAACCGCCUGGACACUCUGCCCCCCGAGGUCGGAGGCCUGAGCAGCCUCCAGGAGCUCAAUCUGGCCUCCAACCGGCUGCGGAGCCUCCCGGCCUCCCUGGUGGGGCUGCGUUCCUUGCAGAUCCUCGUCCUGCACAGCAACCUCCUGGUCUCCGUGCCCGCUGGCCUGGCCCGCCUCCCGCUGCUCGCCCGGCUGGACCUGAGGGACAACCAGCUCCGGGAAGUGCCCCCCGAGCUGCUGGACGCCCCCUUUGUGCGCCUGCAGGGGAACCCCCUGGGCGAGGCCCUGCCAGCCCCCCCCAGCCCCCCAGGGUCUCCUGCCGCCCCGGGAAUGCCCCGGCUGCUCCUGACCUCAGAGCUGGACAGCUUCCUGGUGACCCCCCAAGGCUGCUCUGUGACCCUGGCCUGCGGGGUCCGCCUGCAGUUUCCCGCCGGGGCCACUGCCACCUCGGUCACCAUCCGCUACCGCCUGUGGCUGCCGGAGCCUCGCCUCGUGCCCCUGGGCCCCCAUGACUCGCUGCUCAGCGGCGUCCUGGAGCUGCAGCCCCAUGGGCUGGCCUUCCAGCAGGAGGUGGGCCUGUGGCUGCUCUUUGUGCCCCCACGGGCCCGGCGCUGCCGGGAGGUGGUGGUGCGGACCCUGAGCGGUGACAGCUGGAGGGACCUGGAGACCCGCCUGGAGGAGGAGGCAUCGAAGCGGCUCUGGGCUCACUGCCAGGUACCCCACUUCUCGUGGUUCCUUGUGGUUUCACGCCCCGUGUCCAACGCCUGCCUGGUGCCACCAGAGGGGGCCUUGCUGUGGUCCUCCGGGCACCCGGGGGUCAAGGUCACGUUCCCCCCUGGGGCCACGGAGGAGCCUCGUCAAGUCCGGAUGCAGGUGGUGCGCAUGGCGGGCAGAGAGCUGCAGGCGCUGCUGGGGGAGCCCCAGGCGGCCGUGAGCCCCCUGCUGUGCCUCUCCCAGAGCGGCCCCCCCGGCUUCCUGCGGCCCGUCACCGUGCAGCUGCCGCUGCCGCCCGGGGUCACAGGCCUGAGUGUGGACCGCGCCCGCCUGCACCUGCUGUACCGGGCGCCCCCGGCCACCACCUGGGACGACAUCACGGCGCAGGUGGCCCUGGAGCUCACCCACCUGUACGCGCGCUUCCAGGUCACACACUUCUCCUGGUACUGGCUCUGGUACACCACCAAGUCCUGCGUGGGCGGCCUGGCGCGGAAGGCCUGGGAGCGGCUGCGGCUGCACCGCGUCAACCUCAUCGCCCUGCAGCGGCGCCGGGACCCCGAGCAGGUCCUGCUGCAGUGCCUGCCCCGCAGCAAGGUGGACGCCGCGCUGCGGCGGCUGCUGGAGCGGUACCGCGGCCCGGAGCCCUCGGACACCGUGGAGAUGUUCGAAGGCGAGAAGUUCUUCGCCGCCUUUGAGAGAGGCAUCGACGUGGAUGCGGACCGCCCGGACUGCGUGCAGGGCCGCGUGUGCUUCGUGUUCUACUCGCACCUGAAGAACCUGAAGGAGGUGUAUGUGACCACCGCCCUGGACCGGCAGGCCCAGGCCGUGAAGGGCCAGGUGUCCUUCUACCGGGGAGCCGUGCCCGAGGACGUGCCCGCGGAGGCGGAGGCCGCCCGGCAGAGGAAGGCCCCGGACGCCCAGUGGAUGGCCACUCUGCCCAUCAAGCUGCCGAGGCUGCGGAGGUCCGAGGGCCCGGGCCCGGGGCCGGGAGCCAGCCUCUCCCUGGCACCUCUGAACCUGGGCGACGCUGAGACCGGCUUCCUGACUCAGAGCAACUUGCUGAGUCUGGCCGGGCGCCUGGGCCCCGACUGGCCGGCUGUGGCCCUGCACCUGGGCCUGUCCUACCGGGAGCUGCAGCGCAUCCGGCAUGAGUUCCGGGACGACCUGGACGCCCAGAUCCGUCACAUGCUGUUCUCGUGGGCGGAGCGCCGGGCGGGGCAGCCGGGGGCGGUGGGCAGCCUGGUGCAGGCGCUGGAGCGGAGUGAGCGGCGGGACGUGGCGGACGAGGUGCGGGCCAUCUUGGAGCUCGGCCGGCACAAGUACCAGGACGGCAUCCGCCGCACCGGCCUGGCCCCCAGGGACCUCGCCCCGCCGGGGCCUGCGGCCUCACCGUCCCCGGAGCCUGCCCAGGCCUAG